UUGAAAUUUAUUAUAAAAUUGCACCAGUGAAAGAACUUGUCUUUGCCUGCAGAAAGUAGUUCAAAAGUAUCGUGACUGAUGGACGCCAUGCGGCCAUCUUUCAAUUUGUCUUGUUUAGUGGUAUUUUACGAGAAGUUUUUUGUAGAAACUUCCAAGUGAUUGUGUUUUGAAGUAACUAAACAGUUUAAUAUUUCGUGAGGAAAAAAAGCUGCUUGAUAUAAUUUUAUAAUACUAAAAGUUUGCUUUCAUAUGGCAUCUCUUGUGUUGCUGUGUUAGUACUGGAUACUAAUUCACACGAAGUCCAGUGAAGGUCCUUAUCGAAAUAGGGUUAAAUAUAAAACUGAGAGCUUUGGCAUUAGACUUGUUGUCGAAGAGACUAAUUACUCAAGUCUUUCUCUUACUCUUAGAGGUUAAAUACUUUUUACUUCUGAACUAAAAUUAAGAUACGUAGUUUUGUGACACUAGCUACGUCUAGUUAACGAAAUUAUCACUUAACAAUAAGUUAAAUAACAUUGUACAUCUCGAUAAACAUAAAAUCUCCUUUAAGUUUUAUUUUUAAGUUGAUUAGAAAUUAAUAAAAUAAGGUAUAAAUUUAGCUUUUAAUUUAUCUUAUGAAAUGGUGAUUGAUAGUGAUACUUACUAACUUAGCUAUUACACUUAUACUCACUCAGCCUAUAGUGACUGUGUGUAUGACUCAGUUUGAAUACCAAGUUACCAUUCUAAAGUCUGGUAACUAACUGCAGGCUAUAGCCUUUUCAUAGUUUUGUGUUGAACAAACAAGUCGAAAGGCAGAUGUAGUUAUAAGGUUAGCAAAGUGUUAUUCUCAAAACUGUCUGACUUUAACUUAGUUUUACUAUAUGUUUACUUAUGUAAUUUUGAGUUUAACAUAUUGUAAACACAUUGUACAUCACAACGCAAUUAGAACUUUAACAAAUUGUGGAAAUUUUUUUAAAGUGACUAGAAUGUCUUUGUUGACAAAUAAGAAUUCAAGUAUUUAUUUUUAAACUGCAACUGUAAGAGUGGAUUGAACAAAGAAAAACAACUUGAUCAUAUUUAAUAAAUGAGUUCUUAUAUCUGAUGAAAGUAUUUAUAGUUUUAUAAAUUAUAGUUUGUUACAUAUAAAUUAAACUGCUGGCUUCUGUCAAAAGUAGAUUACUUUCCAAGCUUGUUCUUUCUCAUGUUUCAGCUGCAUAAUAUUACAUGUAUGAGAUAAUCUGCAAACCUGACAUUUGCUAAAGGGUCCUUGCAGAGGAAACUUACUUUAACUUUUAAGUGCCACUGUGUCGUGAUCAUUCUUUCAGAACUAUUUGAACUGUGCUACUUCAAGAAGAUAAGUUUUGUUUAUUUUGAUAUUACACUAUACGAGCCAACAUUAGUGUUGUAGAACCUCCAUUCCAUCAUGAUGAAUAGUAAUACAAAGAGGAAGAACAGGUCAAAUGCAACUAGCAAACCUUCCAGGCCAAAAGGACCACUAGACAAGAAUGUUUCAGUCCAUGUUGAAGGUGUAUAUAGUAAUGCAAGAUUCAUGCAUGGUGCUGCUUCUCUUGUGGGUUGUAUUGUGCAAGUUCAAGCAAAAGAUGGAAAGGUCUUCGAAGGAGUUUUUAAGACAUUUUCUCCAAAGAUGGAGCUGGUGCUUGAGAUGCCAUACAAAGUGGACAUGAAAUCUGCUAAUAUUACUCCUAUACAUGGUUUAGGUGAAAAUCUUAAUAGUUUUAUUACAAACUAUACUGCUCAAGAUUUUGCUACAGAGAAACUUAUCUUCAAUCUUGAGGAUGUUGUAAUGAUUAAUGCUGUAAAUGUAGAUUUAGACUAUGCAACUAGAGGUUUCACAGACUCCUCAAUUAGCAAAUUCAAUGGCCAGGUUUUUGAGAAAGAACUAGAGCCAUGGGAGGGACCAUUAGAGGGAUUUGAUGGACCUGUUUCAUUGGAUUCAGAUAAAGGAGAUGCUAAAAAUGGAUGGGAUGCCAAUGAAAUGUUUCGAACAAAUGCUGAAAAAUAUGGAGUUACUUCAACAUAUGAUUGCACACUCCAAGGCUAUACUGUGCCUUUAGAACCAAAAAAUACAGAAGAAUAUAAGAAACAAGAAGCAAAGGCUAUGAAGAUAGCUCAAGAGAUUGAAAGUAGUCAGCAACAUCGCUUAAGAAUAGCUCUAGAAAAUGGAGAUGAAGAGGAGAGGUAUAGUGCUGUGAUGAGGCCAUCAGAAAAUACGCAGACCAGUUCCAAAUAUGUUCCUCCUCAAAGAAGAAGGAAUAUACCAGUAAGUAAGCCUGUAAGAAAUGUAGCUCCACCAUCUUCCCUACACUCCUUAAAGUCAUCGCAACAUAGUGGCCCUCCAGCACAUUCCCAUGGCCACAAGUCUACAGCCUCUUCACCAAGUCCUGUAUCCAACUCUGUGACCACACCACCUCCCAAUCAUGGAUCUGUCAAGCCAACAUUAUGCACCCAAUCUCCUGUUAUUCCAACUCAACAGCAACCAGUGUCACUUCGUCAGCCACACCACACAGCUCAGUAUCAGGAAUCAAAAGAAAUGAGAGUAAAUGGGGGUAAAGUGUCACAGUCUAAAUAUAAAACAGAGGAGUCAAGGGUAGCUCCACCAACUGAAAACAAAGAGAAUAUUCCCUGUGUUCCACAGAUCACCAGCAAUGCAGCUGUAACAUCUCAACCAGUCACAACUACAACCAAACCUAGUGAAAAAAAAAAGGACCAGGAUAGAAAAGGCGGAAACCAGAAAGGAAGAGAUGAACAGCUAGCAGAAUUUAAAAAAUUUAGUUCAGAUUUCAGGCUGAUGGAAGAGCCAAAGGAACAGAGAGAGCAACAUAGGGAUUCUACUAAACAGAAGCUUGAGCCAACAGCUACUACCCAGGAACCUAAGAUCACAAGUAGAGAUACAUAUGAGAAGGAAAGAGAAAAACUAAAGGAACAGGAAAAAGAACUAAUAGCAACUGAACCUGAAACAACUAUUGCAUCAGAUAAUACCACAAAGUCAUCAAAUUUGAAUCCUAAUGCAAAGGAGUUUACUCUUAAUCCAAAUGCAAAGUCUUUCACUCCACGAACACCAGUGCCAGCAGUCACUCCCCCAGCUCCAGCUACAGUUCAACAGCAUCGAAUGCAUACACAGAGCCCUGUAGUUGCCCUACCCCAGCAGCCCAUGAUGUUAGGAAUGGGUCAACCAGCUUUUACCACCAUGCAACAUCAGUAUUUAGUGUCAUCACCAGGCAACAUGUCACUUACCCCUCAAUUUCCACAAGCUGUAGGAGUUACACAGGGCCAAAGAUUCAGAAAAACACAUCAAAUUGCAGUACAGCAGCGCCAUGAUAUAGCACCAUCUGUUCAUGUAGCUGCAGCCACUGGUCAACCAAUCCUAGCUCCUGCUGCCAUUCCAACUCCACCACAACUUACCAUGCCCUACUCCUCUCAGGGAAUGAUGCCAGGAGGUGGACCACAGCCAGGCUUGCCUUAUGCUCAGAUCUACUCUGUGCUACCCCAAAUGAUGUCUCCUCAGCCUGUAGGAAUGGUUCCUACUUCUCAUACAGUGACCUAUGGUGAAUAUCCACAGAUGACUGGGCAUGUAUAUAUGUCUCCACAUAUGAGAGCUAUGGGACAUAAUCCUCAUGGAGUUCCUGUUAGUGCUGUGCAGAAUAUGUUACCCCAAGCAUCUUCUGGACCCCAUUCAGCCCCAUCAACCCCACAGUCACAGACUCCUGGUACUCCUCUUCAUGCCCCUUCUCCAGUACACCAACAACCUGCUGGUGGACCCCAUGUAACUCCAGCCCAAACUCCAACUCCAACUGGUCAACCCGGUCCCCCCCACACACCACAACCUGUGGUUUAUAGCCAGAUGAUGCCCCAACCUUCCAUACAACCUGGGCAUCAUAACCCCAACACUUCCCAGGCACCUCAUCUAAAUCAGAACCACCCACAUCCCCACCAUAAUAAUUUCUCAGGUACCCCCCAAUCUAUGAUCCUUAUGUCUCACACUCCCCACCACUCUGUAGCUUCCUCUGGACACCAUGCACUCCAGGGACAUCCAAUUCAUGGGCAUAAUCCAGGAAAUCAUGCUGGGACUCCUACACAUGUGAUUCCUCACAUGCCAAUGACCAUUAUUCCAACUAGUGGUACCAUGGGUCCAACCCCCAUGGUCAGUGCACCUUUUGUAGCCCAUCCACAGGGAACCAGCCAAGGUCAACCAAAUCCUGUACCAGCCUAUCCACAUAGUCAGUAAUAGUCAAAGUAUUGUUAUAAAAGAACAACUGUGGCCAUGUCAGGUAAAGAAAAACCAUCCUAGAGUGGAGAAGAAAAUCUAUGAAAAAUUAAGUUAUUUAAAUUAGGAAAAUAACUGAAACAUAAUGAACUGUCAGGCAAAAACAGUAGAGUUUUAUUUGAGCACUAAAAAAUCAUUGAGCCUGAAGAGAAAAAAAAAAAAGAACAAUAAUAAGGUAUUAAAUUGCAUAUUUAAAUUUCCAGCCUUCAAAUACAAAAGCUUAUGAACAUUUUCAUCAAAAACAGUAGAGUAUGAAUUCUGUUAACCCAAACUGGGGAAAUAAAUUCCUGAUGUAGCUAAAUUUAAGACAAAUAAAAAAUAACCAAAACA
Molecule: messenger RNA, 4591 nt
Organism: Limulus polyphemus (Atlantic horseshoe crab)
Lineage: Eukaryota; Metazoa; Arthropoda; Merostomata; Xiphosura; Limulidae
Product: ataxin-2-like protein
Exons: 18
Coding region: 1400-4222 (940 amino acids)
Biological process (GO): cytoplasmic stress granule assembly
Cellular component (GO): cytoplasmic stress granule
Molecular function (GO): RNA binding
Source: RefSeq, a predicted model, not a curated record